GCCGAGGGCUGUGCUGCGCAGGCGGGCGGGCGGGCACGCACGAGAUUCGCUUUGACUGAUUUUCGACGCAGGAGCUGCACCACUCUUUGGUCCGGUAAGAACCCGCACUAGUUAAGACGUCUGGCGUGUAGCACAAGCAUCGGAGCAGUGCAGCCUGUGUGCAGAGCUUGCCGCGGGCGGCCCGAGAGACGCAACGCAAGCACCCAUGGACGCGGCCCCAACACAAGCAAUGGUGGAGCCAAAGAAACUGAAGGUCGUCGAGCUGCGCGCCGAACUGAGAAGGCGGGGCCUGGCCGCGGACGGCCUCAAGGCCGUGCUCGUCGACCGCCUCCAGGCGGCGCUGGACGAGGAGGAGUUCGGCCUCGGGGCACCGUCGCCCGCGCCUGAGCCCGCAGCCGAGCCGGCGGCCGCCGCGCCGCCGCCGCCCGAGCCGGCCUCGAACGAGGAGCCCGCGCCGCCGGUUUCUGCACAGGUCCAAGCCGCACGGGCCCUUCGCGCCCGGCGGGCCGCCGCGGCCGGGCCCGAGCCAGUCGAGGCCGCGGGCGCGCCGAGCGAGCGCGACCUGAUGGCGGCGAUGGGCCUGCCGACAGCAUUGGGUGGUCCCGCGGCCGCGCCGACGCCCGCCGCGGCGCCGGCGGAUGAGCCAGGGACGCAGAAGACGUGCAAGCACUGCGGCCAGGCACGGUCGCAGAGCAUGUUCGUCGAGAAGCAAUGGAAGAAGCCCCGGCCGACGUGCGUCGACUGCGCCGCGAAGCUGUCGGCGCAGAACGAGCCGACUCGGACGAAGCCGCCUCCGUCCGACGGCGGGGUCAGCGUGCGGCAGCAGCUCGAGUACUACUUCUCGCCGAGGAAUUGGGGCCAGGACGCGUUUCUCAAGAGCCUGGCGGACGAGGACGGCGCGGUCGCGCUGGAGGCCUUCUUCACGUUCCCGCGCAUCGCGGCGCUGCUCUGUGUGGAAAUCAAAACUGCACGGCGUAUUCGUGCCGAUGCCGGUCGGGUUAUCGCCGAGAAAUUAUUUCUAUAUAGGCGCUCCUCCCGACGACGGUCGACGCGGCGAAGACGGCGGACGACGACCGGCGCGUGCUCGCGGCGGCGGUCCGCAAGUCAAGCCAGCUGGACCUGACGGCCGACGGGCUGCGCGUGAAGGCGCGGCGGAAGCGCGAGCGCGCCGAGAAACCCCCCGCCAUCGCGGGCCUGGAGCUGUCCGAGGAGGAGCUCGCGCGGCGCGCAAAGCGGGCGGGCCGGUUCGCCGCCGACGCGGCGCGGCCGCCACCGCCGCCGCCGAAGCGGACGUUCGCCCACCCCGGCGGCAAGAUCACGUCGAACAAGGAGGAGGCGACGAUGAAUUUCCUGAAGAGAAAGGUGGAGGCUGAGCAGGAGCCGCCGGCGCAGCGGCCAGCGAUCUAUGACGAAGAACCUGAGUAAUAUGCCAAUUCCCGCA
This is a messenger RNA of Pelagomonas calceolata, 1441 nucleotides long. Lineage: Eukaryota; Pelagophyceae; Pelagomonadales; Pelagomonadaceae. The record is from the annotation of a GenBank genome assembly.